UGCCAGUCUCUUUCUCUGAAACAUAACCUACAGCACCUGAUAUUCAUUGGCAGUCUCCCAUCCAAAUACUAAUCAGAGUGACCCUUCUUAGCUCUAAGAUCAGACAAGAUUGGUGCUUUUAGGAUUUCUACAUCAGUAUAACAGUUCUUAACCCAAUGAUGUAUAGUCAGCUCUCCUUUUCUGCAGGCUUGCCAUCCACGGACUGGAGCAUCCGUGGAUGGUCCCUCCCUGUUGUUCCCAAUGGAGGAGCAUGCAUGCCAUUGGGAACAAGAGGACUUUAGAUCCUGUGGAUUUUGCUAUCAUCAGGUGGGUCCAGAACAGAACCCCCAUGGAUAUGAAGAGCCUACUGUAUAUUGAUGGUCUUCUGUAAAAACCUGAUAACACUAACAAUAAUGCAACAAUAUCUUGGUUUUACAGGGUGUUGCAGCAGAUCAGCUUAAGGAAAUCUUUGCCCUGAGACGGAUGGGAGAAGAAUAACUUUGGUCCUAUUGGUAGCUUUGUCGGUGGAAGAAAAAUAAAGAUGGUUGAACCAACCUUAGCUGGUCCUGAAGGAAGAAGAGGUCCUGACGGCUUCAGUGCUGAGAGCACUGGGGAAUUCUGGGAGAGGACAGUCCAGAAGAGGUUCCUGGGUAAGGAUCAUGACAGCUCAGAGAGUCAGCGCCAGUGCUUCAGGCAGUUCUCCUACAAGGAGGACAAGGGGCCCAGAGAGCUUUGCAGCCAACUCCACCAUCUCUGCCAUCGGUGGCUGAAGCCAGAACGCCACUCAAAGACUGAGAUCCUGGACCUGGUGAUCCUGGAGCAAUUCCUGACCAUCCUGCCCCCAGAGAUGGAGAAGUGGGUCAGGGAAUGUGGGGCAGAGACCUGUUCCCAGGUGGUGGCCCUGGCAGAGGGUUUCCUCCUAAGUCAAGCAGAGGCAGAGAAGCUGAAGCAGCAGGAGGUCCACAGUCUCUUGGUGGAAGUUCACUCUGAAUUCCCAGUGGCAGAGAAGGCACCGUUCGACUCGAGGCAGAAUCCUCAAUCGAGGGAGAUCAAGCAGGAAUGUGAUGGAGGGUCCCCCUUUCAAGAGGCUGGAAUGAGGCCACCAACAAGAACUCCAUUAUCUCUUCCUCCUCUUUGCAGUGGGCCAGAACCAGUUCAGAGCCUGGUGACUUUUGAUGAGGUGGCCGUGUCUUUCUCCUCAGAGGAGUGGGCCCUGAUGGAUCCUGACCAGAGAGCCCUGCACAAGGAGAUCAUGGGAGAGAUCUGUGGGAUGGUGGCCUCUCUUGCAGAAAACUGGAGGAAAACCUACAUAUGUGCUAAUUACAGCAAGUGUUCUGAGCAAAACCUGGAACUUAUCUACUUCCAGGACACCCAACAUUCAGAAGAGGAAAGUUAUAUCACUGAGAAGCCUUGCAAAUCCAGCAUAUCUGGGAAAUGCGUUCCCCAAAAUAUGGCAAAUUUGCUACACAAGAAGCUCCAUACUGGAAAAAAUGACUUUAGAUGUGACUUUUCUCUGAAAGGUUUUGAUAAUAAAAUGUACAAUGUGAACUACCAAGAGGCCUGCACAGGAAAGAAACCACAGAAAUCCCAGGAGUGUGGGAAAUGCUUUGCUUACAAUUCACUACUUAUGGCGCAUUUGAAAGUGCACACAGACCUUGUGAGCCAUUCGAAAGUCCACACAGGAGACAAAUCAUUCAGAUGUCAGGAGUGUGGGAAAUGUUUUGUUCAAAAGGUAACCCUUGUGAAACACAAGAGAUUCCACAUAGGACAGAAGCCAUACAAAUGCCAGGAGUGUGGGAAAUGUUUUACUCGGAAAGGAUAUCUAGGGAUCCACCAGAGAGUCCAUACAGGGGAGAAACCAUAUAAAUGUGGGGAGUGUGGCAAAUGUUUUGGCUACAGUUCACAUCUUGUUAUUCACCAGAGAGUCCAUACAGGUGAGAAACCAUACAAAUGUCAAGAGUGUGGAAAAUCCUUUGCUCAUAAAGCAAACCUUGUGACCCACCAGCGAAUCCAUACAGGAGAGAAGCCAUACAAAUGCCAGGAGUGUGGGAGAGGCUUUGCUCAGAAAUCAGAUGUUAUGAAGCAUCAGCGAGCCCACACAGGAGAGAAACCAUAUAAAUGCCUGGUGUGUGGGAAAUGUUUUAUUGACAAUUCAGCCCUUUUGAUCCACCAGAGAUUUCACACAGGCGAGAAACCCUACAAAUGUCAGGAGUGUGGAAAAUGUUUUACUCAGAAAACAAAUCUUGUGAAUCAUCAGCAAAUCCAUUUAGGAGAGAAACCAUACAAAUGCCAGGAGUGUGGGAAAGGUUUUGCUCAGAAAGUAAACCUUGUAAGCCACCAGCGAAUCCAUACAGGAGAGAAACCGUAUAAAUGCCAGGAAUGCAAGAAAUGUUUUGCUCAGAAAUCAAACCUUGUGAUUCAUCAAAGGGUGCAUACAGGAGAAAAGCCGUACAAAUGUCAAGAGUGUGGGAAAUGUUUUGCUCAUAAAGUAAACCUUGAGAACCACCAGAGAAUCCAUACAGGAGAGAAGCCGUACAAAUGCCAGGAGUGUGGCAAAGGUUUUGCUCAGAAAUCAGACCUUGUGAAGCACCAGCGAAUCCAUGCAGAAAACAAACCAUACAAAUGCCAGGAGUGUGAAAAAUGUUUUGCUCUGAAAACAAACCUUGUAAACCACCAGAGAAUCCAUACAGGUGGAAAGCCAUACAAAUGUCAGGAGUGUGGGAAAGAUUUUAUUUCUAAGUCAGGCCUUGUGAAACACCAGAAAACCCACACAAGAGAGAAAUCAUAUAAAUGUCUGGAUUGUGGGAAACAUUUUACUGACAAUUCAUCCCUUUUGCUCCAUCAGAGAUUUCACACAGGUGAGAAACCCUACAAAUGUCAGGAGUGUGAAAAAUAUUUUACUCAGAAAACAAACCUUGUGAUUCACCAACAAAUCCAUACAGGAGAGAAGCCAUACAAAUGCCAGGAGUGUCAGAAAUGUUUUGCUCACAAAGCCAAGCUCAGGUACCACCAGCGAAUCCAUACAGGCGUAAAACCCUACAAAUGUGAAGAGUGUGGAAAAUGUUUUGCUCAGAAAUCAAACUUUGUGAUUCAUCAGAGGGUGCAUACAGGAGAGAAGCCGUACAAAUGUCAGGAGUGUGGUAAAGGUUUUGUUUCCAAAUCAGACCUUGUGAAGCAUCAUCGAGUCCACACGGGAGAGAAACCAUAUAAAUGCCUGGAUUGUGGCAAAUGUUUUGCACAGAAUUCAAGCCUUCUCAGCCACCAGAGAAUACACACAGGAGAACAAAUGUCAAGGGCAUGGAAAAUGUUUUGCUCAUAAAGCCAACCUUGCAAAGCACCAUAUCCAUACAAGAAGCUGUACAAAUGCCAGGAGUAUGGAAAAUGUUUAGCUUGGAAAGGUCAGAUAGGGGUUCAUCGGAGAGUCCACACAUGUGAGAAACCCUAUAAAUGUCUGGGGUGUGCAAAAUGUUUUGCUUGCAACAAUGAUCUUGUGAUCCACCAGCAAACUCAUACAGGAGGGAAAAUGCUACAAAUGCUAGAAGAUUGCAAAACGUGUCAUUUCCAAGUCAGGAUUUUCAAGCCACCAGAGAAUUCACACGUGACAGAAACACUACAAAUACGAGAAAUAUGGGAAAUCUUUUGCCAUAAAUGCAGCUCAAGUGAUACAUUAGAGAAUCCACUUGAAAGAGAAAGCUUUCAAAUGCCAGAAAUGUGACAUUUUACUGCUAGCAUUUUCUCUAGCAAAGAGCUCUUACUAUAAUUAUUCAGGAUUCCUCCUAAAUUCUUUGCUGGAUCCUCCUAUCUUCUAAUUUGAAUCUGUUGGUUCAGGUCCUAGACUCUGGAGCAGCAAGAAACAUGAUCUUCCUCAUGAUAGUCAUUCAGAUGUUUAAAGAUGGUUAUCAUAUCAUCUCUUAAUCUUUUCUUAUGUAUUCUAAACAUAUCUACUUCCUUCAGCUGUUCCACAUCAUGGUUGUUUUCCAGAUCUUUUACUAUCUUGCUCACUUUCUAGAAACAUUCCAUCUUGUCAAAGUCUAUAAUGGCCAGAAAUGAACACAGUAUUCCUGAUGAGCCCUGGCCAAAGCAGAACAGAGUUGUACCCUUUCUUCCCUUCAUGUAGGUAUGAUGCUUCUCUUGAUGUAGCAUAAAACUGCAAACUUGCAUUUUUUAAAAUUGCAUUGCUAUCCUAACUUGUUGACUCACAUUACCCUUGUGGUCUACUAAGACAUCUAGAUCAUUUUCACAACUACUUUGUCAAACCAGGAGGCAAGGCCUUGAAAGAGGAAGAAGAGUGUACUUCAUUGAAAUCACCUGCAGAAUAGUACAGAUCGGCAUAUCUGCAGUCUCCAUAAACUGCUGUGAAGUAGCUCUUACUAUCAAGUAGUUGUUGUUAUUAUUAUUAUUAUUAUUAUUAUUAUUAUUAUUAUUAUUAACCUUUAUUUAUAAAGCACUGUAAAUUUACACAGCGCUGUACAUACAGUCUUUUAGUUAGGCGGUUCCCUGCCCUCAGGCUUACAAUCUAAAUAGUUCCUAAUGUUUCACUGGGAUCUCCUUUUUUAUAAUUUGAAUUCUUUGGUUCUGGUCGUAUUUUCUGGAACACCAAAAGCCACUCCACAUGUCAGACAUUCAGAGGCUCCAGUAAAAUUGUUGUGUCAUUCUCCAGACAAACCUUACGUAAUGCCUUCAACUUUUUCUCAUUGACCUUAGUUUCCAAACCUUUUACUCCUCUGGCUGCCAUCCUCUGUACACAUUUGAGUGUGCCAAAUUCUGGGCACUACAAUUCAAAAAGGACAUUGAGAAACUGGAGCGUGUCCAAAGGAGGGUGACUAAAAUGGUGAAGGGUCUGGAAACCAUGUCCUAUGAUUAACGACUUAGGGAGCUGGGAAUG
Messenger RNA from Sceloporus undulatus (fence lizard), 4864 nucleotides. Its product is annotated as zinc finger protein 271-like. NCBI's taxonomy places the organism in Eukaryota, Metazoa, Chordata, Lepidosauria, Squamata, Phrynosomatidae. Gene Ontology annotation, biological process: regulation of DNA-templated transcription. The record is from RefSeq and is a predicted model, not a curated record. The transcript is spliced from 5 exons. The coding region runs from base 521 to 3298 and encodes 925 amino acids.